Molecule: messenger RNA, 5683 nt
Organism: Ornithorhynchus anatinus (platypus)
Lineage: Eukaryota; Metazoa; Chordata; Mammalia; Monotremata; Ornithorhynchidae
Gene: ANKFY1
Product: ankyrin repeat and FYVE domain containing 1
Exons: 25
Coding region: 27-3533 (1168 amino acids)
Molecular function (GO): metal ion binding; protein binding
Source: RefSeq, a predicted model, not a curated record
UUUGCAGGCGGGGGCCCGGAGCCAACAUGGCGGAAGAGGAGGUGGCCAAGCUGCAGAAGCACCUGGCCCUGCUGCGGCAGGAGUACGUCCGGCUGCAGAGCAAGCUGGCGGAGACGGAGAAGAGGUGCUCGCUGCUGGCCGCCCAGGCCGACGCCGGGAGCAGCGGUGACUCCUUCAUCGGCCGCCUGCUCGCCAUCGUGGCCGAGCUCUAUCAGCAGGAGCAGUACAGCGACCUGAAGAUCAAGGUCGGGGACCGGCACGUCCCCGCUCACAAGUUCGUCCUGGCGGCGCGCAGCGAGAACUGGAGCCUGGCCAGCCUGGCUGCCACAGAGGAGCUGGACCUGUCUGAUGCCAGCCCUGAGGUGAGCGUCGCUCUGCUGCGCUGGGUCUACACGGACGAGCUGGACCUGCGGGAAGAUGACGUCUACCUGACGGAGCUCAUGAGGCUGGCCAAUCGCUUCCAGCUGCAGCUGCUCCGUGAAAGGUGCGAGAAGGGGGUCAUGUCCCUGGUGAACGUGAGAAACUGCAUCCGUUUCUAUCAGACGGCCGAGGAGCUGAAUGCCAGCACGCUGGUCAACUACUGCGGCGAGAUCAUUGCCAGUCACUGGGAUGACCUGCGCAAGGAGGACUUCAGCAGCAUGAGCGCCCAGCUGCUCUACAAGAUGAUCAAGUGGAAGACCGACUUCCCUCUGCACAAAGCCAUCAGGGUGGAGAGGGAGGACGUGGUCUUCCUCUACCUCAUCGAGAUGGAUUCCCAGUUGCCCGGGAAGCUGAAUGAGCUGGAUCCCAAUGGAGACUUGGCGCUGGACCUGGCCCUGGCGCGGAGACUGGACAGCAUCGCAACCACCUUGGUCAACCACCGGGCAGACGUGGACAUGAUGGACAAGGGGGGCUGGAGUCUGUUACACAGAGCCAUCCAGAGAGGAGACAGGUUUGCCGCCGACUUCCUGAUCCGGCACGGGGCCCUGGUCAACGCUGCCACCAAGGCUGACCAGGAGACCCCCCUGCACCUGGUGGCCGCGUACAGCUCCAAGAAGCACCCGGCGGACGUCAUGGCGGAGAUGGCGCAGAUCGCCGAAUCCCUCCUAGCCACCGGCGCAAACCCCAACAUGCAGGACUGCAGGGGCAGGACCCCACUGCACUUGUCGAUUCUGGCUCAGAACGAACACGUGUUCCACCAGCUGCUUCAGUGCAAACAGCUGGACCUGGAGCUGAAGGACCACGAGGGCAGCACGGCCUUGUGGCUGGCCGUCCAGUACAUCAAGGUGUCUUCCGACCUGUCCGUCAAUCCCUUCGAGGACGCCCCCGUGGUGAACGGCACGUCCUUUGACGAGAACAGCUUCGCCGCCCGGCUCAUCCAGCGCGGGAGCAACACGGACGCCCCCGACGCCGGGACUGGGAACUGCUUGUUGCAGCGGGCCGCCGGGGCCCAGAAUGAAGCCGCCGCACUCUUCCUGGCCGCUAACGGGGCACAGGUCAACCACCGGAACAAGCGGGGAGAGACGUCUCUGCACACGGCCUGCCGGCACGGCCUGUCCAGCCUGACGGCCGAGCUCCUGCAGCAGGGCGCCAACCCGAAUGUUCAGACCACAGAGGCUCCGCCGCCCGUCGGCCCCGCCGGUCCCGCCGGCCCCGCCGACAGCGUCUUUCUGCAGACGCCCCUGCACGUGGCCAUCGCCCACAACCACCCCGACGUGGUUUCCGUCAUCCUGGAACAGAAAGCUAAUGCCCUGCACGCGACCAGCAACCUGCACAUCAUUCCGGACUUCAGCCUGAAGGACUCGAGGGACCAGACGGUGCUCGGGCUGGCUCUGUGGACAGGCAUGCACACGAUCGCAGCCCAGCUCCUGGGCUCGGGGGCGGCCAUCAACGACCCCAUGUCGGACGGGCAGACCCUGCUGCACAUGGCCAUCCGGCGGCAGGACAGCAAGAGCGCCCUUUUCCUGCUGGAGCACCAGGCGGACAUUAACGUCCGAACCCAGGACGGGGAGACCGCCCUCCAGCUGGCCAUCAAGAACCAGCUCCCUCUUGUGGUGGAUGCCAUCUGCACCCGUGGGGCAGAUAUGUCCGUGCCCGACGAACGGGGCAACCCCCCUCUGUGGCUGGCGCUGGAGAAUGACCUGGAAGACAUCGCGUCCACUCUGGUCCGCCACGGCUGCGAUGCCACGAGCUGGGGCCCGGGACCCGGCGGCUGCCUGCAGACCCUCCUGCACCGAGCCAUCGACGAGAACCGAGAGCAGACCGCCUGCUUCCUCAUCCGCAGCGGUUGCGACGUGAACAGCGCCAGGCAGCCGGGGGCCAACGGGGAAGGAGAGGAAGAGGCGCGGGACGGGCAGACGCCGCUGCACCUGGCGGCCUCCUGGGGGCUGGAAGAGACGGUCCAGUGCCUCCUGGAGUUCGGUGCCAAUGUCAACACACAGGACGCCGAGGGCCGAGCCCCUAUCCACGUGGCCAUCAGCACCCAGCACGGGGUCAUCAUCCAGCUGCUGGUCUCCCACCCAGACAUCCGCCUGACCGCCCGGGACCGCCAGGGACUCACGCCCUUCGCCUGCGCCAUGACGUACAAGAACAACAAGGCGGCCGAGUCCAUCCUCAAGCGGGAGCCGGGGGCGGCCGAGCAGGUGGACAACAAGGGGCGGAACUUCCUCCACGUGGCCGUGCAGAACUCGGACAUCGAGAGCGUGCUUUUCCUGAUCAGCGUCCAGGCCAACGUGAACUCCCGGGUCCAGGAUGCCUCCAAGCUGACCCCCCUCCACCUCGCCGUCCAGGCCGGGUCGGAGAUCAUCGUCCGCAACCUGCUCCUCGCCGGGGCCAAGGUGAACGAGCUGACCAAGCACCGGCAGACGGCCCUGCACCUGGCCGCCCAGCAGGACCUGCCCACCAUCUGCUCCGUCCUCCUGGAGAACGGGGUGGACUUUGCCGCCGUCGAUGAGAACGGCAACAACGCGCUUCACCUGUCCGUCAUGCACGGGCGGCUGAAUAACAUCCGGGCCCUGCUGACCGAGUGCACCGUGGACGCCGAGGCCUUCAACCUCCGCGGCCAGUCUCCGAUGCACAUCCUGGGCCAGUACGGCAAGGAGAACGCCGCGGCCAUCUUCGAGCUCUUCCUGGAGUGCAUGCCUGAGUAUCCCCUCGAUCGGCCGGACGCCGAAGGCAACACAGUGCUGCUCCUGGCCUACAUGAAGGGCAACGCCCACCUGUGCCGGGCCGUCGUCCGGGCCGGGGCCCGCCUCGGGGUCAACAACAGCCAGGGCGUCAACAUCUUCAACUUCCAGGUGGCCACCAAACAGCUCCUGUUCCGGCUGCUCGACAUGCUGUCCAAGGAACCGCCCUGGUGCGACGGCUCCAACUGCUACGAGUGCACGGCCAGGUUCGGCGUCACCACGCGCAAACACCACUGCCGGCACUGCGGCCGCCUCCUCUGCCACAAGUGCUCCACCAAGGAGAUCCCCAUUAUCAAGUUCGACCUGAACAAGCCCGUCCGCGUGUGCAACAUCUGCUUCGAUGUGUUGACUCUGGGGGGCGUCUCCUAGGGGGCCCGGCGGGGACGCGGGGCGGUCCUAGCCGCUCGCCGGCUCGCCGGCCCCACGCCGGGCGGGACCCCGAAGCCGUGUCCCCCGCCCCCGAUCCGUGAUCCCGUCCGACGGCGGUCGUCGCCGGGGCCGGAGGCCCCGGGGGCCGGAUGGGCGGGAGCCAAGAGCCGGGUGCGGUUGUGGCGGUCCCUCUGCCCGCGGGAACGGAACGAAACUCGGGAUGUCAUCCCUCCCUUCCCCUCUUCUCCCCGUCCCCCCACACCUCCCAACCCUCCCGCCCCAGCUGCCCAGCGCACACGGGUCCCGGGCCGGGGCGCCCGAGGACGGGCUUCGCCCCUCCCCGCCCCCACCGUCCACCCGCGCGGGGACCCUGGACGGGGCUGGGCCGCGGGGGUGACGUCCCUUCUUAUCCCAAAGGCCGGGCCGGGCCGGGGGGCGGGGGUAGGGUAGGCCCUGCCCCUUCCCUCGGGCGAGGCCGCUCAGAUUGAGUUGGGAGUGGGGCCCGCCGGGGCCUCGCUAGCGCAGCAGGAGGCUAGAGGGUCCGUGGGGUAGGGCCCACCCCCCCACCGCAGGGUGCCAGAGGGGCCCGGGGCGCCCGCGCGGCUCCUUCCCGCCCGGGUCCGGUCCGGCCGCGGUCCGGCCCGGGCACCCCCAGGGGCCACGCCGCCCGUUUCUGCGCCGGCAGAGGAAAAGGCACUUUAUCCGGCUGCGCUUUCUCACGGAGCUGCAGCAUCGAGGGGCCCGCCUGCUGACGUGGCACACGCGCACACGCGAUCCUCCCUCACCUCCCCCCUCCGUGCCACCACCCCUGCACGCACGUGCACCUCUCCACGCACAACCCGCUCACCCAGGCGCCCCCACACCCGCGUGUACACGCUCACGCCUCCCCCUCCGCGUGUGCCCGCGUGGAUGGUUCCACCUGGCAAGUUUUGCACCCGUGAAAACACACGCGUUCCCGCACCCAUCUCACACCGCUGACCCCCUCCCCCCCCAACCCCAGCAGUAGAUGCACAACUAACACAGUCGGGCGCGACCGGACACAGCGGGUGCCGUUUCCGGUCGGCCCCGCCUCGGAGGCCUCGGUCCAUCCGCCGCGGGGCCGGGCGGGCGGCCCCCGCGUCGGCCGAGGCUCCGGGAGCGGGCAGCGCACCGGACUGGGGCGGGGGCCUGGGGGCUGGCCGCGGCCUCCCCCUCCCACCCCCGUGACCGGUCCUCUGCCUUUCCACACCCCGUCGUCGCAACGCGAAGCGCUUCCCCCGCCCACCCGCCCCGGGCUCGGGAGCCGACGCGGCCCGCCACGGUCUCUCCGGCAGCCCCCAAGUGACCAGGUUUGCCCCCCUCGACCGCCUCCCCCGGGCAACCGCUGCACGCUGGCCGCGAGGGCCGUGACCCCGCCACCGUGCCCUUGUGCCCUCCCGGAGCAGGCCGAGCCCCCGGGUGCGCUGCCGGCCGGCGCCGCCGGCCCUUGCCCACGUCCGUCUCUGCGUCCGCGUCCGGCGGGCAGGCGCGCCGCUGGGAUUCGUAAGUUCCGUCCACUCCGGAGCCGCCGGGAGGGUUCGUUCACGAGACCGUGCCGUGUCGGUGCGUGCUUCCUGCCGUCCAACUCCCCUGCUGUCGCCGUUCGGGCACCCGGACCGGCCGCUUCCCUCGUGAGCGGGCUCGGAGGCUUGGGCACCGAAUUUUCCCGGCGGCGGGACCUGUGAUCUGAUCCCCCUCUCGCCCCCGCCCUCGCUGGACCAGGCUGGACACGUCGCCUCAGCAGGGGUUGGUUUGGCAAGGAGUGGUUCUGACUAGGGUGUCCUCUCCCACGCGCUUCCCUCUUCCCCGGGCCGGGCCAGGGUACGGGCCCGUGACUCAGUGAUCCGGUAAAACCUUGUGGUCUGGGUGUCCGCUCCCGGCCCCCACUACGGGGAGGCUCCCCCAGGCUCCACGUCCUGUGGGGGGACCGGUUCCCCUCCGCCCGCCCGCGGCGAGGGCGAGCGGUCGGCCUGCCCAGGCCGCCCCGGCGGGCCCGCGUCCCGACGUCUGCCCGCGGAGACCUCCCGCGAGCCUCUAGUUCCGCUAGCCCCCCUCUAAGCAAUGACGGCAGCCCUAACGUGACACUAAUAUGCAUUUCUUAAGCCAAAAAUAAAAUCGACUUUCUUUCAGAA